AUGUUUACUUUGUGGACUUUAGUGGAGGCUUCCUUAUUGUGUCUAAAUGCCGUAUGCGUUCUACACGAAGAACGGUUUUUGGCCAAAUUCGGAUGGGGUGGUCAACAACAAAAUACCGAGUUCGGACAACCAACUGCUAAAGCCCAAAUUCUGAAUUUAGUAAGAUCUAUCCGUACUGUGGCCAAAAUUCCUUUAAUAUUUCUCAACAUUAUAGCAAUAAUAUUUAAGUUAUUACUAGGCUAAUAAUUUGCAUUA
This is a messenger RNA of Musca vetustissima, 255 nucleotides long. RefSeq names its product immediate early response 3-interacting protein 1. Gene Ontology annotation, biological process: endoplasmic reticulum to Golgi vesicle-mediated transport. The transcript has 3 exons. The record is from RefSeq and is a predicted model, not a curated record. Gene Ontology annotation, cellular component: COPII-coated ER to Golgi transport vesicle; Golgi membrane; endoplasmic reticulum membrane. The coding region runs from base 1 to 243 and encodes 80 amino acids. Lineage: Eukaryota; Metazoa; Arthropoda; Insecta; Diptera; Muscidae.